This is a messenger RNA of Pyricularia pennisetigena, 642 nucleotides long. RefSeq lists its product as uncharacterized. Gene Ontology annotation, biological process: RNA processing. The record is from RefSeq and is a predicted model, not a curated record. The transcript is spliced from 2 exons. Bases 1 to 642 code for a protein of 213 amino acids. Gene Ontology annotation, cellular component: nuclear exosome (RNase complex); cytoplasm. Lineage: Eukaryota; Fungi; Ascomycota; Sordariomycetes; Magnaporthales; Pyriculariaceae. Gene Ontology annotation, molecular function: RNA binding.
AUGACGACAGCCACGCCACCCUCCCUCGCGCUCCCAGGCCAGCUCCUCGGCCCCAGCUCCCGAUACCGCGCCGGGCCGGGCACUCACAUCCACGAAGCGAACCUGUACUCGUCGCUGCUGGGCGCCGUGUCCAUCACGCAGCCGGCCAAGCCCGCGGGGCCGACGAAGCGGCCCAACAAGAUCGUCAAGCCCGGCAUGCUGUCGGCGAGCUCGUCCGAGAACCUGCCUACGAUAUCGGUGCAGCGGCGGAGGCGGGCGGCGGCGGCGCUCCCCGAGGUCGGCGACGUGGUGCUGUGCCGCGUCACGCGCGUAUCACACCAGCAGGCCAUCGUGGCCAUCCUGGUGGUGGGCGACGCCGUGCUCGACGCGGAAUGGCAGGGUGUGAUCCGGGUCAGGGACGUCAGGGCGACGGAGAAGGACAGGGUCAAGAUUGGGGAGAGUUUCAGGCCCGGUGAUAUUGUGCGGGCGCAGGUGAUUUCACUCGGAGACCAGGCCAACUACUACCUCACGACCGCCAGCAACGAGCUUGGAGUCAUAAUGGCCAACAGCGAUGCCGGCAAUCCCAUGUAUCCGGUCAGCUGGAAGGAGUUCAAGGAUCCAGAGACGGGGUUGAGCGAGCCGAGAAAAGUGGCCAAGCCUUGA